This is a messenger RNA of Phlebotomus papatasi, 753 nucleotides long. RefSeq names its product farnesol dehydrogenase-like. The record is from RefSeq and is a predicted model, not a curated record. The transcript is spliced from 2 exons. Lineage: Eukaryota; Metazoa; Arthropoda; Insecta; Diptera; Psychodidae. The coding region runs from base 1 to 753 and encodes 250 amino acids.
AUGGAUCAAUGGAACAAUAAAGUCGCGGUUGUAACAGGUGCUUCCUCAGGAAUUGGAGCUGCAAUCGCUAAAGAUCUCGUGAAAGCUGGAAUGAUAACAAUUGGACUAGCUCGAAGAGUUGAAAAAGUUGAAGCUCUGAAGAAAGAUCUUCCGGAAAAUCUUCAAGGAAAUCUUCACGCUGUGAAAUGUGACGUGUCCAAGGAAGAUGAUAUCGUGAGAGUUUUUGAAUGGAUCGAAACUAAAUUUAAAGGAAUUGAUGUCUUGAUUAACAAUGCUGGAAUAAUUAGAGAAACUGAGCUUAUCAAUAAGGACAAUUCUAUUGCAAUUCGCGAGGUGAUCAAUACAAACGUUCUUGGUCCUGUCUUCUGUACGAGAGAAGCCUAUAAAUCAAUGGAAAAGCAUGGCAGAAAUUCUCAUGUUGUUCACAUAAACAGUAUUCUUGGACACUAUAUCAUCCGCAAUCUUCAAGUACCCUCUUACAAUAUCUAUCCGGCAAGUAAAUUUGCAGUAACUGCAAUUACAGAAAUCCAUCGUCAAGAAUUCAUCCGCAGCAAGCAUCACAUCAAAGUGACUUCUGUAAGUCCAGGUGCUGUUAAAACUGAAAUCUUUCCAGAAGAUAUAUUGGAAAAACUUGGAAAAAUACCUUUCCUAGAACCUGAAGAUGUAUCUCACAGUGUUCUGCAUAUUUUAGGAACUCCUCCCCAUGUUCAAAUACACGAAUUAAUUAUCAAACCCUUUGGAGAACCUUUGUGA